AUGACACCAAUUGAAAAAACAAGCGGUCCAAAAAUAUCAGCUGAUGCUACUGCUACUUCCUCAUUAAGAGGAAAUUCCAAUUCACAAGCAUCUACAAAUGCAUCGAUUUUCAAAUCUGAAAAUAAAUCAACUCGUUCACCAGAUAAUUCAACUGAUUUUAUUCCUGAACAACCUAUUUCAGGAAAAAAACGUGCAUUGCCGCCGGAAUCAUCAAAAUUUGGCUUUUUACCUCUAGAUACAUUCAUAAAAGAAGAAAAACAGAAUAGAAAGUCUAGAAAUUGA
Molecule: messenger RNA, 282 nt
Organism: Entrophospora sp. SA101
Lineage: Eukaryota; Fungi; Glomeromycota; Glomeromycetes; Entrophosporales; Entrophosporaceae
Source: the annotation of a GenBank genome assembly